Cucumis sativus (cucumber) is the source of this 826-nucleotide messenger RNA. Its product is annotated as probable inactive dual specificity protein phosphatase-like At4g18593. NCBI's taxonomy places the organism in Eukaryota, Viridiplantae, Streptophyta, Magnoliopsida, Cucurbitales, Cucurbitaceae. The transcript has 3 exons. The coding region runs from base 181 to 570 and encodes 129 amino acids. The record is from RefSeq and is a predicted model, not a curated record. Gene Ontology annotation, biological process: protein dephosphorylation. Gene Ontology annotation, molecular function: protein tyrosine/serine/threonine phosphatase activity.
GCAAUUUCCCAAAUAUUUUGGUAUUUUUAAAAAUGAUCCAAAAGAAUACUUUGUGGGGGUAAAUUUGGCGGUGUGGACGUUCUGUUGCUCAUCCUUGCGGAGGGUAGGACGAAAAUUUGAGAGUAACGGCGACGCUGCAACUUUUCUCAGUUUAUCAGCCAUCAUUGUCAAGCUACAAACAUGAGUGAAGAAAAUAACUCAAGUUCAGAAUCCGUCUCAAAUCCUCAAGUUAUGUAUCGUUGUAAGAAGUGUCGUAGAAUUGUUGCCACGCAGGAGAGUAUCAUUACCCACGAACGAGGAAAAGGUGAAUCAUGCUUCAAGUGGAAUAAGAGAAGUGGUAAUUCACAAGGAAUAGAGAACAAGCCAGCUGAUUGCACCUCCAUAUUUGUUGAACCAAUGAAAUGGAUGGAAACCUUGCAAGAUGGGCAUGUUGAAGAGAAACUUGUGUGUAUUGGAUGCAAAGCUCGUUUGGGUUCCUUCAACUGGGCUGGAAUGCAGUGCAGCUGCGGAGCUUGGGUAAAUCCUGCUUUUCAACUUCACAAAGGCAGAUUAGAUGAAUGCCUCAUGUGAAUAAACUAGAGAGAAAAUAAAGUUAACUUGCUAGUUGUUGGUAUAGGUCUUGUAAAGGGCUCUUGCUUCUUUUCUUUUCCUAGAACUAGAAAUCUAGCAAACUUGAUUUAGCAGAAUAUUGAAAAGUUCAAUAUUUGAUAAUUUGAAAACAGAAACCGAAGUUUGGAUUGUGGAAUAGGGAAUGCUGAUCAUGGGAAAGGAAAUUUUGAAUAUAAGAUAUUUGAGAAUUAACACGGAUGCAGUUAUUGUGCUGGAA